Molecule: messenger RNA, 456 nt
Organism: Symbiodinium natans
Lineage: Eukaryota; Dinophyceae; Suessiales; Symbiodiniaceae
Source: the annotation of a GenBank genome assembly
AUGGGAUGGGUCCUGAAUCCCACGGGCAACUUCCGAAACUUCUGGGACUUCGUUGGCAUGGCCUUGCUGGUGAAGGAUGUGAUCAUCAUUCCGCUGCAGCUGUUCGGGGACCACUUCUAUGACAUGUUUGAUUGGCUGGUCAAGUUUUCUACGGGCUACUGGUGUGCAGACAUCGUGCUUUCCUUCUUUACUGGCUACCUCGACAGGGGUGUCCUUGUUCUGGACCAUCGGCGCAUUGUUUGCCACUAUCUUAAAGGCUGGUUUUUUAUUGAUGCACCGAUUGCAGUCACAGACGUCGUCCUGGAGCUCGGCGUCAGCACCUCCACUGGCAGAGCCUCUCGUUUCCUCCGGGCCCUUCGAUUGAUUCGCAUUGCCCGACUUGGCAAGAUCUCGCAGGUACGAGCUGGCGAAACUGUUUUGGGGGCGCCCCAUAGAGCCCAAGGCCAUGAAGCUUGA